Molecule: messenger RNA, 2328 nt
Organism: Ceraceosorus guamensis
Lineage: Eukaryota; Fungi; Basidiomycota; Exobasidiomycetes; Ceraceosorales; Ceraceosoraceae
Exons: 4
Coding region: 1-2328 (775 amino acids)
Source: RefSeq, a predicted model, not a curated record
AUGACCGCCGAGCACGCCUUCACUCGCGCUGCUGCUCACGCUCGUCGGAUCGCCAACACCAGUGGUGGCGCUCACCCAAGCAGCAUCACCAGUUCCGACAAUGUUCGACCCUCAGGCCCACAAUCGUCCUUGUCCACUACACCCUCGGCUCAGGAUAGCGACCUCAAGGCUACCGAGAGUCCCGAAUCGAUGGCAGUCAGCACUGUCAAUCAGGGAGGAGCAGUGGCGCCCAUGAAUGCACAGCAAGCGUCACUUCCACCGCGCCGCACUACUACGAGGACACGCAAGAUUCCCAGUCGCUUGCUUUCCCCUGAACCAAGCGCGCUGCGCGUCUCUGGUAGCUCGAAGAAAGCGUCUGAAAAGGCUUCUGCGACUCCAGCUACUGGCUCUGUACCACAAAGUACGCCGAGCAAGAAGUCCACGCGCCUCGGUACCCCACAGGCUCCGGCCAACGCUGAAGGAAGCUCUGAGAAAAUGGUCAGGAUCGAGAGCAGUGACGCCACAGGCUCGAUACAUUCUCCCGCUGAAGACUUGGGUCCAGGCAAACGGAAGAGAAAACCGAGCAGCAUGUCUCGACCACCUUCCACCAUCACUUCGCCACCCCUCCAGACACAGCAGCCCAGUAUCGCCCCCGCGCAGGCUCCGACUCCGACAAGCAUCUCUCGGCCCGUAGUGCCGCGCAUCAAGGUGCGCCUUAGCAACAAUCGCGGUAGCUCCGAGCUCAAGGCUUCCGCUUCACCCGAGGCCAGCUUGCCAGAUACACUGCGCAGUGUAUCGCCCGAGAAGCGAAAACUGCAAAAGUCGGCGUCUUCGUCGAGCAUACUGCGAACCAGCGCAGCUGCAUCUGUGCUGGACAGCACGUCGAUGGAUUACGACUCGGAUGGUGGCGGGAUAGCGACUCGCGCUGCUCUGCUCGCCGAGCCAGAUGAGGAAGCCGAAGACUCUGACACAGCUGGUGGUGACCAGGUGCGAAUUCGCCCGAAACCUUGGCACCAUGCCAAACACUUGCGAGUUAAUUCGGCUGCGUUUAGCCCUCCUUCUUUGCUGGCGCACAACGCUCAAAGUUCAGCGUGGCCAUCCCGUCCAUCGAUCCACGCUCGUGCCGCCACCACUGGUGCCGCUGCUGUGGAUGUGGCCACGGGAAAUGGGGCAACACAUAACACUGCGAGGCGCACUGCCAGCCUGCCGCUCAAACGUCUGGCAUUCGCGGAGGAGACAGCGCGACGCUUGAACAUCUCUAGUGAGGAAACGGACGGCGAGGACGAGGAAGAAAAUGACUUUCACAAGAUCAUGCUCAGCGGAGGUGAUCAAGAUUCGCUCGAAGGUUUUACCAGCACAUUCAGUCCAAAGUGGAACUUGAGCAAAGGCACCGGCAGCUCGGGCGAGGAAGACACGCCUGCUACGACACCACGCAGCCCUCAAAGCUGUGUUGAGCUACCGAUGACGGACAGUGCGGAGCCCAUCGAAUUGGAGACUGAACCUUCGAUCGGAGGCGAUCAAUCCGAUCCCACAAAUCGUCGUCAGGACUCAGAAAAAGCCGAGCCUGUAGACUCUUCGUCGAUGUCAGCAGAUGACUCGGUGUUUGUACACGCUCUGCCUCCUUCCUCUCGUCGCGCGCAUGCGCACGCUGGUACUCUGACGCUCUCGCUCCCUUUCGAGGAGGCAGAUGUCUCGAUGCAUAGCAGCCCUCGGCUGAAUCUGGGUUCAUCUCGAGGAUCGACGCCUCUGUUGGAACGCAGAGCACAGAAGGCAACGCACUUCGGUCUCGAGUCUUCCGAUGCCCAAAGCAGCGACCCCAUGCUCUCACCAGAGCAAGCCUUGCUUGGACUAAGCGCGCCCCCACAAGCGGGAUCUAGCAGCGCGACUGCCAGCCCCUUCGUUCUACCUGUGGGCAUCCCGACGAGCCCAGCGCCACUCGUGCUACCCCCAACAAAGGACCGUCUCCAAGUGGAAGACGAGAAUGGACGCGCGUCCCCUCGUCAAGCGCUGCUCAAAGCAGCUGCAGCCCUACGUUCACGCUCUCUGCUGCGCAAUAGCGACGAGGCAUCGUGGCUGAACGAGUCGCGCUCCAUCAGCCCGCAUUCCAGCUUGUCUGCACGUAUGGAUGAGGACGAGGAUGACGUGUUUGGUCCGCCGGAGGCUAUGGGCCUAUCUGAGCUCGAUCGUGCUUGGGACAGAGACCAUCGGUCCAGAGAGCGCUCGGAGCAAUACGUCGAGUGUCACAGCGACAACGAAGUAACGAAGAGCAGCGCGAUGAUCCUCAAGCCGAUUCUGCGCCGGCCAAGCUUCGCCAACUCGCCAACCGCGCCCUUGAAGCUCGACAAAUAG